AACUUUCACUCAACUCAUUUUUCAUCAAACACUCAUGAGUGAAACGAUCAUAGCCCCCCUCCCAUCAGGCCUUCUACCAGAUGAGGCCUCACCAGAAUGGCUAAACAAGGGUGACAACGCGUGGCAGCUCACGGCAGCCGCUUUGGUCGGCCUACAAAGUGUCCCCGGUCUUGUGAUCCUUUAUGGAAGCAUGGUGAAGAAAAAAUGGGCGGUGAAUUCGGCUUUUAUGGCAUUAUAUGCCUUUGCCGCGGUCUUAAUAUGUUGGGUCACGUGGGCACACCAACUCUCCUUUGGCGAUAAACCCAUGGGAAUCAUGGGCAAACCGAAUUUGGGAGCCGUUACUCCAAAGUAUUUGCUUGAACAACAAUAUGAUAAGAUGAUUCCAAAAGCUGAUUAUGUGUUUUAUCAGUUUGUGUUUGCGGCAAUAACUGUUAUAUUGCUUGGUGGUUCAUUGCUAGGAAGGAUGAACUUCUAUGCUUGGAUGAUAUUUGUGCCUUUGUGGCUCACUUUUUCGUACACUGUUGGCGCAUAUACGAUUUGGGACAAGGGUUUUCUUUCUAAACAUAUUAUUGACUUCUCGGGUGGUUAUGUUAUUCAUUUAUCAUCCGGAGUUGCUGGCUUCACUGCCGCUUAUUGGGUGGGGCCACGGCAUGUUAACGAUAGGGACCAUUUCCCACCGAACAAUAUUAUACACAUGAUGGCCGGAGCGGGGUUCCUAUGGAUGGGGUGGAGUGGAUUUAAUGGUGGAUCGCCGCUAGCCGCAAAUGAGAUCACUUCCCUCGCAGUUUUAAACACGCAUCUUUGUACCGCCACCAGCAUGUUGGUUUGGAUGAUCUUUGACUCGAUCUUCUUUGCACAAAGCUCAGUCGUGGGUGCCGUUCAAGGCAUGAUGACCGGCCUUGUGUGCAUUACUCCGGCUGCAGGAAUUGUUGAUUCUUGGGCAGCAAUGCUUAUGGGAGUCUUGGCUGGUUCAAUUCCGUGGUACACCAUGAUGGUUCUACACAAAAAAAUAACCUUCCUCAAACAAGUUGAUGAUACUUUAGGCGUGUUGCACACCCAUGCAGUCGCGGGUCUUUUGGGAGGCUUAUCAGCGGGCAUCUUUGCCAAACCGAACCUUGUAAAACUAUUCUACAAUUCUAACAUUUAUAAGCAAGGUCCAGGCUUGUUAUACAGCAUAAUCAACACUAAUGAGGAGGUUCAUGUCCAUGAUGGAUUCAAGCAAAUGGGUUACCAAAUCGUGGGUGCAAUGUUUAUCGCUGCAUGGAACAUUGUAGUUACGAGUCUUGUAUGCAUAUUUGUGAGCCGGUUAGUUGACUUGAAGAUGCAUGAAGAUGAUCUAGAGAUUGGUGAUGAUGCGGUUCAUGGUGAAGAGGCGUAUGCAUUGUGGGGAGAUGGUCAAAGGCAUCCGCCAACAAUUUUUCGACGUAUAGCCACAAGAGUUUGAAUUUGGUUUAGAUAAUCGGGAAAGUUGCUUAAUUAGGAUCGGGAUUAAGGAUCAAUAGAUCAUCAAUGUGAAUUAUGAUUGAUCAUCAUCAUAAGGUGGUAAAUGUUUUUAUUUUGAUACUACAUAUGUACUAGUAUCAAAAGAAAAGUGUCUUCUUGUGUACAAUUCUAUAUUUUAUUAUUAUUUUUAC
Molecule: messenger RNA, 1634 nt
Organism: Helianthus annuus (common sunflower)
Lineage: Eukaryota; Viridiplantae; Streptophyta; Magnoliopsida; Asterales; Asteraceae
Product: ammonium transporter 2 member 3
Exons: 3
Coding region: 35-1444 (469 amino acids)
Biological process (GO): ammonium transmembrane transport
Cellular component (GO): plasma membrane
Molecular function (GO): ammonium channel activity
Source: RefSeq, a predicted model, not a curated record